AUGCUCAACAACAACAAUCACCACAACACCACUGACUUGCUUCAUCACGCCAGCUUGGAAGCUAGCCACGACAGAUCGCCAGAGGGCAGCCAGAGCCAGAGAAGCGCAUCUGGUGGAGAAAAUCUCCCGUCCUUCCUCCUUCCUUUUCUCUUUCCCGCAAGCGAACGGCUGGCCGCCGAUCGUGGCACAAUCGAGCCAAUGGGCGCCGCUGGACGCAAUGUCAUCGAGCCUCUCAGCGUGCGCUGGAAGCUGGGGUACGUACUGCCCACCCAUCACAAUGUGCACAUCGGGCCCCAAACGGGCGAGGCACACGAGACAAUAGAGUUUGGCCUCCUCCUCCAGCAUCCAAAGGGCGGUCGCUUGGUCUAG
This is a messenger RNA of Akanthomyces muscarius, 369 nucleotides long. RefSeq lists its product as uncharacterized. The record is from RefSeq and is a predicted model, not a curated record. Lineage: Eukaryota; Fungi; Ascomycota; Sordariomycetes; Hypocreales; Cordycipitaceae. The coding region runs from base 1 to 369 and encodes 122 amino acids. The transcript is spliced from 3 exons.